AUGAAGGGUUGGUUUGAUGCAUUUCGAGACGAUGGUGGUCCGACACUGUAUUCAUUUUCAAAUCGUACACCCGUAACGGGCGAUGUAUCGAUAGUAGCCGUAUCUGUAUUAUUUGCAACAUUUUAUGUUGCAUUCUUAGUUAUAUUUCCAGGUGUAAGAAAACAGAAAUUCACAACAUUCUCAACUGUCACAUUAAGUCUUUUCGUGGGACUAGUCAUUUUAAUCACAAGACUUGGUUCAGCAUGGCAUGUUGCCCAUACGACAAUUAUAGCGCCAUAUAAAGCAUUUUCGCGUGAGAAAUUGCCGGCGCGUAUUGGUACCCACAUUGGUCUGAUGCAUGUCAAUGUGACGUUGACAGGUAAGUUUCAAUCUAACACCUACCAAACUAA
Messenger RNA from Musca vetustissima, 389 nucleotides. RefSeq names its product dual oxidase maturation factor 1-like. Lineage: Eukaryota; Metazoa; Arthropoda; Insecta; Diptera; Muscidae. Gene Ontology annotation, cellular component: endoplasmic reticulum membrane. Gene Ontology annotation, biological process: protein transport. The transcript is spliced from 3 exons. The annotation marks the transcript as partial. The record is from RefSeq and is a predicted model, not a curated record.